Microthlaspi erraticum is the source of this 1269-nucleotide messenger RNA. Lineage: Eukaryota; Viridiplantae; Streptophyta; Magnoliopsida; Brassicales; Brassicaceae. The record is from the annotation of a GenBank genome assembly.
AUGAAGGCAAGUCCACUGAAAAAUGUCAAGAUCUCAUCGGUGGUGCCUGCUCUUGUGACAGGAGAGAACAAGCCACGACAGCUCACGCCUAUGGACUUAGCCAUGAAGCUCCACUGCGUCCGAGCCGUCUACUUCUUCAAAGGCACACGUGACUUCACCAUGGCCGACUUGAAGAACAACAUGUUUGGUCUGCUCCAGCUCCAGUGUUAUUACCACAUCACGGGUCGCAUCCGGAUGUCCGACAGUGACCCUUCAUCUCCAGGGAUACCUUACCUUCGCUGCAACGACAGUGGCAUACGCUUCGUCCAAGCCAACGUCGAAGAGUUCACGGUCGAGGAGUGGCUCGACUUGGACGACCGUUCCAUUGACCACCUGUUCCUUGUGUACAACCAAGUUCUUGGUGAUCCUGAUCUCAUCUUCUCUCCGCUUGUUUUCCUCCAGGUAACACAGUUCAAAUGUGGCGGCUUCUCCAUUGGGCUGAGUUGGGCCCAUAUAUUAGGAGAUGUGUUUUCAGCAUCAACUUUCAUGAAAACAAUGGGACAGCUACUGUCGACUCCCCCAUCCAAACUCGUGUACCCGAAAAAGCCCCAACCGACAACUCAUGUUCAUGAUCAACGUGACGGUGGUGAAGCUAUUUCCAUCAAAAAGAUAGAAUCCGUUGGUGAAUAUUGGUUACUUAACAAUAAACGGAAGAUGGAGAGAUUUAUUUUCAACUUCAGCCUCGACCAAAUCGACCUUUUGAUGGCCAAGUACACGGCCCUAACAGAUAAACCUUUCUCGGAGGUUGAUAUUCUUUAUGCAUUGAUAUGGAAGUCGCUAAUGAAUAUCCGUGGCGAAACGGAAACGAAAGUUAUAACAAUCUGUGACCGUAAAAAGUCUUCAACGUGUUGGAAUGACGACUUGGUAAUAAGCGCAGUGGAAAGAAAUGACGAAAUGAUUGGUAUGUCCGAGCUAGCGACACUGAUUGCUUGCGAGAAAAGAGAAGAAAACGGUGUGAUCAAGCAGAUGAUAGGGAGAGAUAGAGGGUUUUCCGAUUUUAUCACGUACGGUGCAAAUUUAACGUUUGUGAAUCUUGAUAUGGUAGAUAUGUGCGAGUUUGAGAUCAAAGGAGCGAAGCCGGAUUUCGUGAACUACACUAUUCAAGGUGUUGGAGACAAAGGUGUUGUUUUGGUCUUCCCCAAGGGAAAGUUAUCAAGGAUGGUAAGUGUGGUGAUGCCUGAAGAAGACCUUGCAAAACUAAAGGAUGAGGUGAAUAAUAUGAUUGUGUAA